This is a messenger RNA of Impatiens glandulifera, 808 nucleotides long. RefSeq lists its product as uncharacterized. The record is from RefSeq and is a predicted model, not a curated record. Bases 34 to 402 code for a protein of 122 amino acids. NCBI's taxonomy places the organism in Eukaryota, Viridiplantae, Streptophyta, Magnoliopsida, Ericales, Balsaminaceae. The transcript has a single exon.
AGUCUCAAAUCUGAAUCUCCCUCUAAAAUAAAGAUGAUGAUAUUGAGAUCGAUGCGGAUGAGGAGAAGGAAAAGGAUGAGAAGGAGAGCCAAUAGAAGCCAGAUUAAGUGCUCCGGUGCACCCAUCUUAGGCCGACGCGGCGACUGUUCGGCGGCCAUCUCAGACAAGCUCACGGCACUCAAAAGCCUAAUACCCAAAUCCAUCCAAACCGCCGGAGAAUCCGUAAAAGGAUCACCAUCAUCAUCAUCAGAGCAGCAGCAGCAGUCGACUUUGUUCCAAGACACGGCCAACUACAUUGUCCUCUUGAAAUCGCAAGUCUUGCUAUUGCAGAGCCUUCUAGACUUUUACGACACCCCUUCCCAACCAAUCGCCGCCGCCGCCGCCGUCGACCUUCAUAAUUAGUAGCUACGUUUGGAAACUAAUUAAGAUCAGGAGAAGACAGGUUUAAAUUUAUGCACUUAUGCUGAGUCUUGCCCAGAUGGGUUUAUAUAUAUAUAUGAUAUAUCCUUUUUCAUUACAGAACCAGACUUUUGAUCUCUCAGUUCAAGCUGAAUUAACUUAUUUGCAAAUAGGCUGAAUCAAACAAAACAAGCACUAGAAAGAUUAAGCUAACAUACAAACAAAACAGUCUAUAUAUAUAAUGUAUAUAACUUUCUGGGUAAGUAUGAGAAAGAUUGUGUCUUUGUUUGUUUUUGUAGUAGUACCAUCAUCAACAUGGAUAACAUCUCAUAUGUUUUCUUUAUUUUCUUAUGCAACUAACUAACUAAUACACACUAGGUGUACUUUCUUUCAAAACAGAAGGCAGGGA